Messenger RNA from Malus domestica (apple), 756 nucleotides. The record is from RefSeq and is a predicted model, not a curated record. NCBI's taxonomy places the organism in Eukaryota, Viridiplantae, Streptophyta, Magnoliopsida, Rosales, Rosaceae.
AAGAAAGCUUGGCUUGACGUUGUUAUUAAGGUGCCUGAACGACGACAUUAUUGUUGCUGUCGUUUGAUUGAAGCAGCGGACGACAUCAUCACCUGCAAAGCAUUCUUAAACCCUCUACUUGAAAAUCCGAACCACGGCUAUGGAAACCAUCCACCGAUUCUCGCUUCGUCUCGGCCCGAUUUGUCUAGCUACCGCCCCGAUAUUUCUGAACUCCCGAAUCAUCUCUCUUUGAAUCCCGGACUUCCAAACCCGGAUCCAGUCUCCAACACCCAUUUCACGAUCCGGAAAAAGUUCAGCUCAACCUCUUCUCCCGUCGCCAAAGCCGGUUGGCUUCUGGGUCUCGGAGGAGAGAAGAAGAAGAGCAUCAGCAUGCCCGAUAUAGUGAAAGCAGGUGACCCGGUUUUGCACGAACCGGCCCGAGAUGUUGAGCCCGGGGAUAUUGGGUCGGAGAGGAUCCAGAAGAUAAUUGAGGAUAUGGUGAGGGUGAUGCGGAAGGCUCCCGGGGUCGGUCUUGCUGCUCCUCAGAUUGGAAUUCCCUUGAGGAUAAUAGUUUUGGAAGAUACAAAGGAAUAUAUCAGUUAUGCACCUAAGGAAGCCACUGCAGCUCAAGAUAGACGACCUUUUGAUCUUUUGGUGAUUCUUAAUCCGAAGCUUAAAAAGAAGAGCAACAAGACUGCAGUAUUCUUUGAAGGGUGCUUAAGUGUCGAUGGAUUCAGAGCAGUGGUGGAGCGAAACCUUGAUGUUGAGGUUUCAGGU